Drosophila navojoa is the source of this 1160-nucleotide messenger RNA. RefSeq names its product cAMP-dependent protein kinase catalytic subunit 2. Lineage: Eukaryota; Metazoa; Arthropoda; Insecta; Diptera; Drosophilidae. The record is from RefSeq and is a predicted model, not a curated record. Gene Ontology annotation, cellular component: cytosol; nucleus; cAMP-dependent protein kinase complex. Gene Ontology annotation, biological process: protein phosphorylation. Gene Ontology annotation, molecular function: ATP binding; cAMP-dependent protein kinase activity.
GCAUUUUAUAAUAGUUUUAUACACAAAACCAAAACCAAUAAAAAUUUAAAAAGUAAGUUAAAUUAAUGGGCGCGUUUCCACUAUGGAUGCGCAAUACUUUAGUCCGAAGGUUGACUAUGGUGUCAUACUGGAUAAGCUGAAGGACGAGUUCAACAAGAAGUUCGUUCGCAAUACCCCAUCGCCGUCGUGCGGUCUCGACAACUUCAUCAUCAAGGCGACCCUGGGUGCUGGCUCGUUCGGCAAGGUGCAGCUGAUCAAAGAGAAGGAGGGCGACAACUAUUACGCCUCGAAGCAGCUGAGCAAGGAUCAAAUUAUCAAAACCAAGCAGGUCUCGCAUGUCAUGAGCGAAAAGAAAGUGCUCAACUCAAUGUGCUUUCCAUUCACCGUCAAUCUGGUAUCUUCUUUCAAGGACAACGACAGCCUCUACCUCGUCCUGCCGCUUAUAAUGGGUGGCGAACUCUUCACCUAUCAUCGCAAAGUCCGCAAGUUCAGCGAAAAACAGGCUCGCUUCUAUGCGGCGCAGGUGUUUCUCGCCCUGGAAUAUCUCCACUAUUGCAGCCUUUUGUAUCGUGAUCUAAAGCCCGAAAAUAUAAUGCUCGAUAAGAAUGGCUAUCUGAAGGUCACUGAUUUUGGUUUUGCGAAAAAAGUGGAGACGCGCACAAUGACCCUGUGUGGCACGCCGGAGUAUCUGCCACCGGAGAUAAUACAGUCAAAGCCGUAUGGAACCAGCGUGGAUUGGUGGGCCUUUGGUGUGCUCAUCUACGAGUUUGUUGCCGGCCAUUCGCCCUUCGCCACCCAUAGUCGCGACGUCAUGGUCAUGUACAACAAGAUCUGCGAGGGGGACUACAAAAUGCCCAGUGCCUUCUCGGGCCCUUUGCGUCAUCUGGUGGAUCAUUUACUGCAAGUGGAUCUCUCGAAAAGAUUUGGCAAUCUAAUUGGGGGCAACAAGGACAUUAAGAAUCAUGAGUGGUUCAAGGAAGUGGAGUGGAUACCGCUGCUCAAUCAGACCAUUCAGCCCCCAUACACGCCCACAAUUUCGAAUGCCGAGGAUAUUUCCAAUUUCGACAAGCACAGCGAAGGCAAACAGAAGCCAAAGUCAAAGACCGUCAAGCACGAAGAGGCUUUUGUAGAUUUCUAGCCAGCAGUGUAAACUACAAUAG